Rana temporaria (common frog) is the source of this 1350-nucleotide messenger RNA. RefSeq lists its product as uncharacterized. Lineage: Eukaryota; Metazoa; Chordata; Amphibia; Anura; Ranidae. Bases 207 to 1247 code for a protein of 346 amino acids. The record is from RefSeq and is a predicted model, not a curated record. The transcript has 2 exons. Gene Ontology annotation, molecular function: single-stranded RNA binding. Gene Ontology annotation, biological process: retrotransposition. Gene Ontology annotation, cellular component: ribonucleoprotein complex.
GGUCUAGCCGCAGGUGAAGAUGGCUGCUUAAUAGCAGAGCUCCCACCACUGCAGGGAUCUUUGAACAACCCACUGCGUUUAUAGACUUUUAUUCCGGUCCUUUCCGGGAUACAUUCGUUCCAGACCUAUCCGGCAUCCUGGUGUGAACUUUUGGUGUUACCGGCAAGAAGGUUUAUUCCCCUAUCACAGCUUUUUACUGACACCGGAUGAUCGCUAUGGCCAACAUUGGAUCUACCCAUACGGAUGCUCUAUUAAUUCCGACAGGUAAUCCUGCCUCGGCUACUGCUAUUAUGUCAGCCAGUGGUAUUGCUGUGGAAAAUGUACUUAUCCAGCCUAGUCUGAGUGAUCUUUACAAUGUGGCUGAUGACAUUAAGAAUACCUUAACAGCGGCCAUUGCGGCGCUGAGCCUUGAUGUACGCGCUAUUACUGCUCGGGUGGUGGAUGUUGAAAAUACUGCUGCGCAACAGGGUGCCAUACUGCGUCAUGUCAAUCGCAAGGUUGAUUCCCACACCCUCCAUCUAAGAGAUCUCCACCGCCAAGUGGAAGAUUUAGAAAACAGAAGUAGACGCCAUAACCUUAGACUGAGAGGUCUUCCAGAAAUUGUUGAUCACGAUCAACUAACAUCUGUGGUGUCAGACAUCUUUAAUAAUCUGCUGGGACGUCCACCGCAAACCCCUAUUAAAAUGGAGCGCAUUCAUCGUGCAUUAAGACAGAAAGGAAGGCCAUCUGAUCCCCCUAGGGAUGUCAUCUGUCAUAUUUCUGACUUUCAAUUGAAGGAGGAUAUCCUCAGAAAUGCCAGACUGCGCCAUAAGUUCCUGCAUGAAGGCGCUGAAUUGCAGAUAUAUCAGGACUUAUCGCAUAUUACUCUCCAGAAUAGAAGAGACCUUAAACCUUUAUUGGAUUUACUCAGGGAAAGAGCCAUAAUUUAUAGAUGGAAGUUUCCCUUUGGCUUGCAAGCCACUCAUCAAGGACGUACUGCCCUGCUAAGAGUGCCAGAAGAACUGCAGAUGUUUUGUGACGCACUAGGUAUUCCCUAUAUUGAUGUGCCAGAUUGGUAUGCAGAGUUUCGCUUCAGAGCUGCCAGGAAGGAGCAACAACAAAUGGAAACCAUGGAAACCAUUCCUACACGCCACCGCAGACGUCGCUCCCCCUCAGUAAACAAAUCACUGGACGCCUCCAAGGAUCGUGAACCUGAACUGAAAGCAACAGGAUCCCCGCGCGUGAGAAGACCCAGACGUGAAUACUAAUUGCUUAAUGUUUUUCUUUCUCAUCGGACUGACUGUUCCCACUCCCUUUCCUUCACUAGCAGAUCUCAGGUUUACUUCCACUUCUCUCAUCCUCUCUCCAUGU